This is a messenger RNA of Nymphaea colorata (pocket water lily), 1905 nucleotides long. RefSeq lists its product as uncharacterized. The coding region runs from base 104 to 1447 and encodes 447 amino acids. The record is from RefSeq and is a predicted model, not a curated record. Gene Ontology annotation, molecular function: GTPase activity; GTP binding; RNA binding. Gene Ontology annotation, biological process: ribosomal large subunit biogenesis. Gene Ontology annotation, cellular component: nucleolus. The transcript has 15 exons. NCBI's taxonomy places the organism in Eukaryota, Viridiplantae, Streptophyta, Magnoliopsida, Nymphaeales, Nymphaeaceae.
UAAAUAUGGAUCACGCAAAGGAAUUUCUUAGAUGUAUUUAAUAAGUUACAGCGAGCCGCGGGCACCCGCACGCACGAUUUGCGGGUUCUGUUGAGGAAGCAUCAUGAGCGGCGUGUUGAAACCACUGCCAUUAUGCUACGCCUCCAAUCUUUACCGAGGUUCACGAGUGGUUUCUGAAAGGCGUUUGCGGGUUAGAUUGAGCUUCUCGAGGCCUAUUCAGAUAACUGCAUCAGAGAUUGUUGAUGGGAGCUAUACCCCCACUGUACAUGAAGAAACAGAAAGCAAUAACAGGGACGCAGUGUCGGUGAAGAAUGAGAAAACUGGUGCAUUUCAGAAGUUGCCUAUGGUCUUGCCCUCAAAGGACAUAUUCUUUUCUGCAUUACGAAAGUCAAAGAAGGUAUCUCCAACAAAAGGCAUUGUCAACAUUGCAAAGCGGGAGAGGAACAGGGGUGCGAGACAGCUAGAUGCACUAAUGAAGGAAUUGGUCAUUCCUUUGAGGGGAUACAUGGAGAAUUUCCCUUACAAGCAAAAUCUGCAUCCUUAUGAAAGAUCUCUUAUUGACCUGACCCUUGGGGAUGGGAGAUAUGAAGAGGUUUUGGGAAGCGUUGAUGUUCUGCGAAAGAAGAUCAAUUCUGUAGGAAAGUCACAAGCUUCUUUAUGUGCUAAUUCCAUGUCGAAGAAGGAAGCUGUAGAACGACUAAAUGAGGGUAUUAAAAAGUUGGAGGAAGUCUUUCUGCAUGAUGGAAGUGCUGUUGAUGAUUUGUUAAAAAUUGCUAAGGUGACUAGAUUAUGCUGCAUAUGUGCUCUUUCGGUGAUGUUACAUGUCCAAAAGACAUUACGUGCCAUGCCUGUGGUGGAUCCAGGCACGCCCACCCUAUGCCUUGUAGGAGCCCCAAAUGUUGGGAAAUCAUCACUAGUUCGUGUACUAUCAUCAGGAAAACCUGAGGUUUGUAACUAUCCAUUCACGACAAGAGGCAUACUGAUGGGUCACAUUGUUCUAAACUAUGAGCGCUUCCAGGUGACUGACACACCUGGCCUUCUGAGGAGACCUCAUGAUGAGAGGAACAACAUCGAGAAGUUGACUCUUGCUGUUCUUUCGCAUUUGCCCACUGCCAUACUCUAUGUUCAUGAUCUUUCUGGUGAAUGUGGAAGUUCACCUUCUGAUCAGUUUGUCACAUAUAAGGAGAUCAGAAGUAGAUUUCAUGAGCAGCUUUGGCUUGAUGUUAUUUCAAAAUGUGAUCUGCCACUCGCACAGUCCACUUCUGAUACCGAUGAGGGUGAUGAAGUUGCUAGGUAUAAAAGGUUUGGACCAGAUGGGGCAAUCUGUGUUUCAGUCAAAACAGAAAUUGGAAUACCUGAGCUGAAGCAUAGGGUCCACGAUCUACUUAUUCAUCAGCUGGCUAAGAUUAGGAGCCAAAAUGUCAUUGGAGAAGGCUACCAACAUUAGAGUUCAGAUAGAGUGAACCUGCUGAACACAAAGAUCGUGCUAGUAACGCUGACUUGGGAGUUUUUAAAAGAGUAAUGUAGCUGCUUACUGCCAAGGCGGAUUUCAGUUGCAUAGAAAUCGACGUGAUUUCAGAUGAAAUUAUCCUGCCAAGGAAAAUCUGCCUAUCGAUGUUCCUACAGCUGGGUUAGUGAUUUACAGUAGACAGCGAGAAAUGUUUGUCAGGAUUCAGGACGGGGAUUUCUGGGCGUCCCAGGGGAAGAAAUCAUGAAUUUUUUUAUUUGAACAAGGGCAAUGAAGCACGUAAGACUUGCUGUAUUAGGAACUUGCAAACUUGCCAAGCUUUGUGGAGCUUGUGCAUAUCUUGCUAUGAUGUAGCAAAUACUGGUGACGCCUUUCAAAAUUUCGCAGUCAAGGCUUUGAGACACGCACCUGUAGCAAUCGAAAUUUGUUUCCUUGCC